Messenger RNA from Spea bombifrons (plains spadefoot toad), 1257 nucleotides. RefSeq names its product dead end protein homolog 1-like. Bases 1 to 1257 code for a protein of 418 amino acids. Gene Ontology annotation, molecular function: mRNA binding. Lineage: Eukaryota; Metazoa; Chordata; Amphibia; Anura; Pelobatidae. The transcript has 7 exons. Gene Ontology annotation, cellular component: nucleus; cytoplasm. The record is from RefSeq and is a predicted model, not a curated record. Gene Ontology annotation, biological process: mRNA stabilization; negative regulation of miRNA-mediated gene silencing.
AUGGACCAGAGUCAGGUGUGUUUAAACGGGUUAAACGAUGAUAAUAAAAUGGCUCUUAUAACAUGGAUGAAGGUGACCAAUGCGAGUCUUAUUCAAGUAAAUGGACAAAGAAAAUAUGGCGGUCCACCUCCAGGUUGGAGUGGAGAAAUUCCAGGCAGCGGCACGGAAAUAUACAUUGGAAAAAUACCGCAGGUCAUCUACGAGGACAAGCUAAUUCCGCUUUUCGAGCGCGCUGGGAAACUGUACGAAUUCCGGUUGAUGAUGGCCUUCAGCGGUCUGAACCGAGGGUUUGCCUAUGCUCGUUAUGAGAAUAAGCGCAGGGCCUUUGCUGCCAUAGCUGCUUUUAACGGCUAUGAAAUUCUAGCUGGCCAUAAGAUUGUGGUGUGCAGAAGCACUGAGAAGUGUGAACUUUUGCUUUAUGGCGUUCCAUCUUUUCUGGACCACGGAGCCGUAGAAAGGUUCUUGGAGGAGAACACAUCAGGCGUGGAAGAGGUUGUUCUGUAUCAGAGUCCGGCAAAGGAAGAUGUAAACCUGGCGAUAGUGAAGUAUCGCUCACAUAGAGCAGCGGCCGUGGCUAAAAAAAACAUAUGUCAAGAUCUGCAGCCUAUACGCGGUCAUCUGCUUACUGUGGACUGGUUGAAGUCUGAAGUCAAACAUUACCUUCAAAGUAAUUGUCCUCAGCUCGGCUUCCAUGUGCCACGCUCCAUGCAUCGAAAACCGAACACCGAUAACAAGCUGUCAGACACCCGUGGAUGCUUUGAAAACGGGCAGCUUAUUAAAGCACUCUCACAUCAGACUGCAUCAACACCACCGGUUUCCGUGGCCAUCAGACCCAGCAGCGCUGAGGAGUUCACCCCACGUAUCUCCAACAGUCAUGGCCCAGAAGUAGAGGAUGUCUCCCGAUUCCUUGGACACGCGUGGAGGAACCGGUGGAAUACGGAUCAGAUGCAGAGCCGUGACACAUGGGCUAUGGUGCAGAGAACUCUACAUUUGGAGGCGUUACUGAAGGCGCUUAUCAGCAGAAACGAUGUACAAGAAAAACCCAGAGAUGCUCAGCCAGCCACGUUACUGCCGGGAAACCAGAACCUAACCGUCCGCAAUCACCGGGGAGCAGGAACUGGAAGAGGGGAUGGGGAGCGCGACACAAGAGCGUUGGACACGGUGGAGACAGUAUCCCAGCCGGUGAUUCUGGGGCACCUGAUGCAAGAUAUUCAGAAGGCAUCUGAAGAGGUUAAAGAGCAAGUUGUGGCAGUUUAA